AGCGAUCUCGAGUUCCGUGUGCACACCUUUGCGGCCAGCCGUGGCCAAAGACGGAGCGUAAAGGCGAACAAAGGAUCGAUCGAAAGACGAGCGUUGCGGUACGAGGCGAGACGGUAUUAUUCAUCAGCGAGCGGAAACGCCUGGAAGGUAGUAGACCUACAUCCGGCCACGUGCCUCUACUCCGAUGGACCAAUGAGAUUCGUGACACGAAGAGAAGAAACCAAUCUCGUGGUCGAUCGAGCCGAAAGUCCAGACGAAGCGUCGGCACGCGCCAAAACCACCGAAUUAUUCAAAUGGAAUUCACAAAACGAGCCAGCUGCUUCGAGCUGGAUCAAAAUUGGGGGAGUGGGUCGUACGAGCGACACUUUUUAUGAGUCGUAUGCCUCUUACCUCCCUCUUCGUUCAUCUCGUUCUCGAUUUCUACUGCCUCGCUCUAUCAUACAGCGUUGGAUUCCUUUCGUUGCUACGAAAUAUUCCAGAAUCACACAGAAAUCACACACAGGAGUUGAAGUUCACAAUUAAACCGUGCGUGUUCACGUGUAAAUUUACAUUUACACGUUUACGAGUACGGAUAAAGAGACGAGGCCUACGCAAAGAUUAAAAAUAACAAGCACGUGCUGAUUGGAAUAUUUCACAUAUUUUACACAUGGUUGCGAGUUACGUGUAUUUUUUGAAUUUUCCAUAAAUGCUCGGCAGUUCGCUUGAAACGAAUUAAUGGAAAGAGAUUUAAACGAAUCACCUCGGACAAAGAGGCGUGUUCGCCUCGAUUGCUUUUCGACCACGCAUGGGAAGCACUUUUUAUUUCGACGUUGAACGAGAGAGUUCCCCUUUCCCCCUUCGCCGGAUCCCCGAGAAGCGAAGAAAAGCCAAGGAUCGUUUCGCGAGUAAAUAUAACAGACCGUUCGAUGCUGUGUGUCUUUUCCAAUUUUUCUGAGUAAACCAUUUCCGCGAGGGUUUCCCCCUUAUCGUUCUCCUUGGUGUUUGAACGUUCGAAAGGAGACGCCGCAGAGACGGCGAGAGAGACAGGAGAGGGCAGAAAGCGAAUUGCGACAUUUAAUGCGUAAUAUCCUAUAUAAUCUUGUAUGAAAAGCUUCGCGUUAUGGUUCACGAUAGAAUAAAAGCGAGAGCGAGAGUGAGAGAGAGAGAGAGAGAAAGAAGGAGAUAGAGACAGGAACAGAGGAAGAGGGUGGUUUCUCGAGGGUGGCCAAGAGACGGUUAAAGGCAUUGAGCCGUCCAAGCCACUCGCGAGAAUUCUGAACUCUCUGCUUCUGCGUCCUCCGCUAGAAACCCUCGGGGGUUGGGGGUGGCAGAUGGCAGCCGUCGGACUAGUUCUUUCCAACACUUUAACCCGUCAGAAUCGGAAGACACUUAACCCCUGGAAGGGGACGUGUGCGAUCGACGAUCGUCGUAAGACGUCUUUCACGCAACUUUUUCUCCGUUGAGUCAUUUUUAAGAUAUCUGACGUUAUUAUCAGCGAUAUUGAUAUCUGA
Molecule: messenger RNA, 1490 nt
Organism: Heterotrigona itama
Lineage: Eukaryota; Metazoa; Arthropoda; Insecta; Hymenoptera; Apidae
Source: the annotation of a GenBank genome assembly